Messenger RNA from Pediculus humanus corporis (human body louse), 1050 nucleotides. RefSeq lists its product as uncharacterized. The coding region runs from base 1 to 1050 and encodes 349 amino acids. The transcript has 2 exons. The record is from RefSeq and is a predicted model, not a curated record. NCBI's taxonomy places the organism in Eukaryota, Metazoa, Arthropoda, Insecta, Psocodea, Pediculidae.
AUGGGAUCCUAUAGACAUAAUGUAGAAACGAAAUUUCCAGAACCUCUACCGCCACCUCUACCGGAAAAAUCCAUCCCGAUCGGAAUAACAAAACCGGAAAUUAGUCAUCCGAUCGUAAAAUCAUUGACGACUUUACAAGAUCGAACUCCGCCGACGCCGUCACCGCCGCCACCACCUCCUCCAUCUUGUCCGACUCCAGAUUAUUAUUCGGAUAAUAAUUCAUCAUUACCCGACAACCAAAGUAUCGAUGCUAGUCAAACGGUUAAAACUUCAAUAUUGAAAUUCGAAGAGAAAAACAAAAGGUCGCCGAAGUUGUUGUUGUCUUCGUCUACGAACGGUGGAACGACAAACGUACCCGUUCAUAAAACCGUCACGUUCGGCGUUAAUAGUACAAAAGAAAUAACACCGUUGAAAAAAUCAAAUUGUAAAUUUUUAAACGCCGCCGCAAUUAAAAAUCAUUUUAUAAACAUGUCGGAUAAGAAACAACAACAGCAACAACAACAGCAGCAACAACAGGAUAAAGUUGAAAUGCAAAGCAUUGAAUCGUUAGAUUUGACGGAACCUAAAAAAAUAUCACCCAAACCACCGCAAGUUUAUUUUCAAAAAAACGAUUGUCGCUCUCGCGCACCCCCACUACCCCCCGUGAAAAAAACAACCGUCAUUAAAAUAACGGAAUAUCCGACGGAUAAACCGAGGAGGGAACCAUCGAAAUUCGAUUUUAUUAAUCGUAAUUCGAAAGAAAACGGUUUCGACAGCGAAUUGGCAUCCACUCUCCUAAGAUCAAAUCUUAAAAACAAAGUCGAUGCAUUUUCUAAAUAUUCAAACGGGAACACGGUUAUUAAAACCGGAAACGAUAAAUCAUCGACCGUUAAUAACGUUAAUUGUAUUUCCGGUCGUUUAAAUUCUCAUCAUCCGAUUUGUUCUCCGACCGUUAUUCCGACGGGUGUGAUAACCGAAAAUCAAAUAUCAACGGCUAAAAAAUCAUUGAAAACUUUUGAAAAAAAUUCCCCCAGUAACACUGUAGUUUUCAAAAUCCCUAAAAUCAAUUAA